Schistosoma turkestanicum is the source of this 2884-nucleotide messenger RNA. Lineage: Eukaryota; Metazoa; Platyhelminthes; Trematoda; Strigeidida; Schistosomatidae. The record is from the annotation of a GenBank genome assembly.
AGCUGAGGCAGAAAAGCGUUUACAGAGUUUUGGAAUAUCAAACAGUUAUCUCCUUCGUCUUAGCCGUGCAGCACAUGGCAACGAUGCGUGGGAAGACAUCUACGUUCUUUCUUACCUUUCUUCAGAAUUUGCUUGUUUUCAUUUCAGACUUAUUCCUCGUUUCAAUUGUUUUCAACUUGGUGGAAGAUUCUUCGAUAGCCUAGAUGGAUGCUUGUCAAGGUAUUACACUCGUGACAUCAUGACAGGAGAGCGACUUAAGCAUCCCAUCCCACCUACAAGCCUCCCAAUUGAAUAUCACACUCAACGUCUGCGUGCUGUACAGGAUUUCGAACCAGAAAAUGGAUAUGACCGGCUCGGGUGUGUUGUAAAUGAUCGUUUUUUACUAAUCUAUGAAGAUCCAAAGUCAGAUUGGGUCCUUGCUACUUCUUUGAAAUCGCGUCAUUCAGGUUAUUUACCGAAAUCAUGUGUCGAAAAAGAAUAUCCAGAGAUAAUUGAACGUUUAGAUUUUUUUCAUCCUGAUCCAACACCUCAUCCUAAAGAAUUAUUAAAGAAAGCUGGUCCAUUUAGUUAUUUAUUACGUCCUUGUGAUUCACGUCCUGGACUAUACACAUUACUUUUAUACGAUGGAGUACGUGUUCGUAAAUGUCGACUUGAGCUAGUUGUGCAAUCAGAGCUUAUACUUCAUGAGAAUGUGACACCAACCAAUAAAACUAAUCAAGAUCUUGAUAAUAAUAAUAAUAAUAAUCAUGAUCAGAGAACGAAUGAAUUAUCGUCGAGUGAACGUAUCAGCAAUAAUUUCAAUGCUGACUCAUGCCCAUCUUACUGUAAUAAUAAUAAUAAUAAUAAUAAUAAUAAUAAUAAUAAUAAUAAUAAUAUUAAUGACGAUCAUAAAUCAAAUGAAUUCCAACCGAAAUCAGAUCAAUUCUGUUUAAUCAAUAACAAUGUCAAAGACAAUCAUCAUCAGCAUCAACAUCAUCAUCCUACUUUAAUCAAUGAAUUAAUUAAUUUUCAGCCACCAUUAUAUCGUACAACUACUAAAAUCCUUUAUAGUGGUACAAUAUUUCCUAAUUUUGAAUCAGUUAUUACAGCGAUUGAAUUACAUCAUUUUGAUAAUUAUCCAAUAGACGAAUUGAAUCAUUUAAAUAUCUCUGAUGAUGGAUGCAAUAAUAAUAAUAAUAAUAAUAACUAUCCAAUGAAUGAUGAAAUCAAUGUUCAUGAAAACUAUUCUUCAAUAGAUAAUAAUUCUUCCAAUAAUAAUAAUCAUCAUCAUCAUCAUACAACAAUACCGCCAACAACAAUUCAACAUGUAUUUAAACCUUUGUGUAGAAAGCGUAAACCUCAGGUUCACACUUCUCCUUCGUCUACUAUUUACAUGGAUAUGUGUUAUGCCCGUCAACCGCCAACAUCUCAUCAUCAGUCGGUGACUGAAAUUCAUGGAGAAUUGUCUAUAUGGUUACAACAAAGAAAAAAAUGGAAACCAUGUUAUGCUCAUUUAGAUAGAAAACAAAGUAUACUAACAUUAGUUGAUGGUGAAAAACGUAAAUCGGAACGAUUCGAUCUGUCUAAAUGUGAUUUCUUUCCUAUUCAUCAUACAGCAUAUGAAAAAUAUUUUUGUUUUGGUCUAGUUUUAUACGGUGCAUCAGCUGGAGAUCGAGAAGAAUUUGUUUUACACGUUGAAGCGCCAUGUUCAUCGAAUAAAUCCCAUUUAAAUGUUAUCAAUUCAUCAGUAUCUAAUCGUAUUAAUUUUUUCAGUACUUAUGAUUUAGAUGUGAAUUCAUAUGCUGGUCGUCCUGAAGAACCACCGUAUAUAUUUCAAAAUUUAUCACAAUCAUGUUGCCGUUGUACAUGUGAUUGGACUACACGAUCAAAUUCAACUUCUACAGAUACUAAUAAAUCCUUGUCAUCAUCAUUAUCAACUUCAUCAACUAAUCAGAAUGUUAACAAUUCAUCAGAGAAUACAAAUCAUUGUCAUGUUCAUUGUGAUUUACCACCAGCCAGUUGGGAGAUUAUCUAUCAAAGAUGGGUGACAAGUUUAAAACGACAUUGUCGUAAUACAAAAGCAGAUUCAGCCACUGAAGAUAAUGUAUCACUUAGACAAACUCAAUUAAGAUGUUAUCGUAAUCUUGAGAUUAAGUUCAGUAACGCGAAAUUAAUGCCAACUUCAUCAUCAUCAUCAUCGUCGAAGUCACGUCGAGAUGAAUCAAUUUAUUCUGUAAAUUUAGAUGGAUUUGAAAUAGGACGUGCUUAUUCUGGCUCAUCGGUUGUAUCAAUUGUAUUAGACGAAUUUCCAUUUGGUUUUAAAAAGAUCGAAGUGUUCAUGAAAGAAGAUAAACGUAAACGUUCUGUUGCCCUGGAUUUUGAUAUUGUUCAAUACAAUACUACUAUUAAUACUACUAAUACUACUACUACUACAAAUCCUAAUAAUCUCAUGAUUAUCGAUCAUGAUAAACCAUUUCCUACUUGUCAUUCAUCAUCAUCAUCAUCAUUACCAUUAUCGAAUUCGAUCAUUUCCUCUUCGUUGCAUAAUUCCAUCUGUGAUAUACAAGAACGUAGCAAUGGUCAAGUAUCGAUUAUUUACAAAGAAUUACAUGUUAUCCCAUUUCAAUAUUAUGAGAAUUUUCGUCAGACAAUAAAAACUUAUAUGAAUUCUGAAUUUAUCCCAUUAUGUAUUCAUGUAUGGAAAUCAUUUGCACAUAAUAUGAAUCAAUUGAAUUUUGUCACUAGUCUACUGCUGACAACUAUUGAAUUGAAUUGUCAUUUAGAAUUGAUUGUUAAUUUAUUACGAAUUGAAGUGAAUAAUGAUAAGCCAAUUAGUUACCUAUUCGCCUUUUUUUAUGAUUAUUAUUUUUAUAAUGCGACAGAUAUUUGUAAUCUGUACUGUUAA